AUGUCUGAGGUGUAUAUUAUUUCUGCUUGCAGGACCCCAAUAGGGUCUUUCCAGGGACAAUUCGACAAAUAUUCGGCCUCGGAAUUGGGGACUGUAGCCCUAACUGAGGCGAUAAAAAGGGCCAAUUUAAAACCCGAAAAUGUAGAACAAGUUAUUAUGGGACAGAUAUUGACAGCAGGUCAGGGCCAAAAUCCAGCCAGACAAUCCGCCUUCGGGGCCAAAAUCCCCGAAACCUCACCGGCGUACACCAUAAACAUGCUCUGCGGAUCAGGCCUAAAAAGCGUGGCCUUGGCCUAUCAGGCCAUCAGAAACGGCGACUACGAAAUCAUCGCGGCCGGCGGACAAGAGAGCAUGUCCAGAUCCGAGCACACGGCCUAUCUCAGGGGAACCAAAAUGGGCAACGCUAAUCUAUCCGAUUCCCUUCUAAAAGACGGUUUGAUGGACGCUUUCAACAAAGACACCCACAUGGGUAAAACAGCCGAGAAUUUGGCUAAACUAUACGACGUAUCCCGCGAACGUCAGGAUGCUUUCGCGUGCAAAUCGCAAAAUAAAACCGAAGCGGCCAUCAAACAGGGCGCGUUCGACAAGGAAAUCGUCGGAGUACCCGAUAAGAGAACGGGAAAUUUGAUCGUCAAAGACGAGUUUCCCAAGUUCGAGACCACCGUGGAUAAAUUGGCCAAACUGAAGCCUUGCUUCAUUCCGAACGGCACCGUAACCGCCGGUAAUGCUUCAGGUAUAAACGACGGUGCUGCAGCAAUAUUAUUAGCUAGCGCUACUAAAGCUAAAGAGCUAGGUUUAGCUCCUCUAGCGAGGAUCGUGGGCUUCGCCGAAGUCGGUGUGAAUCCACUAGAAAUGGGAGUAGGUCCGAUCGGUGCCGUCACGAAACUACUACAAAAAAUCGAUUGGACGAAGGAAUCGGUGGAUUUGUACGAGCUGAACGAGGCGUUCGCGGUGCAGAGCAUCGUGGUGAACGAGGCGCUGCAAAUCGACGAGUCGAAAAUCAACGUGACGGGGGGCGCCAUCGCGCUGGGGCACCCGAUAGGCUGCUCGGGCACCAGGGUGCUGGUGACGCUGGUGCACAAUUUGCACAGGCUGGGGAAGAAGCGCGGGGUGGCAGCGCUUUGCAUCGGAGGCGGGAUGGGCAUCGCCUUGGCGGUGGAGGCGUAG
This is a messenger RNA of Phyllotreta striolata, 1167 nucleotides long. Lineage: Eukaryota; Metazoa; Arthropoda; Insecta; Coleoptera; Chrysomelidae. The record is from the annotation of a GenBank genome assembly.